This is a messenger RNA of Trifolium pratense (red clover), 1296 nucleotides long. Its product is annotated as 60S acidic ribosomal protein P0-like. Gene Ontology annotation, cellular component: cytosolic large ribosomal subunit. Gene Ontology annotation, biological process: ribosome biogenesis; ribosomal large subunit assembly; cytoplasmic translation. NCBI's taxonomy places the organism in Eukaryota, Viridiplantae, Streptophyta, Magnoliopsida, Fabales, Fabaceae. Gene Ontology annotation, molecular function: structural constituent of ribosome; large ribosomal subunit rRNA binding. The transcript has 5 exons. The coding region runs from base 125 to 1096 and encodes 323 amino acids. The record is from RefSeq and is a predicted model, not a curated record.
AAAACCCUAAUAUAUAUAAUAUAUAUUCUUCAUGGCUCCUUAUAUUUUCUCCAUCUCCACCGAACCCUAAGGCUUAAACCAUUUCUUCCAAAACUUUCAUUUCCGAUCAACACCAAAAUCAUCAAUGGCAGUGAAACCUACAAAAGCUGAGAAGAAGCAGAAUUACGAUGCUAAACUCUGCCAACUUCUCGAUGAAUUCAACCAAAUCCUUGUUGUUAAUGCUGACAAUGUUGGAUCAAAUCAGUUACAGAGUAUUCGUAGAGGUUUACGUGGUGACUCCAUUGUUCUCAUGGGGAAGAAUACCAUGAUGAAACGUUCUGUUCGUAUUCAUGCUGAGAAAACCGGAAACAAUGCUUUUCUUAACCUCAUUCCUCUUCUUGUUGGAAAUGUAGGUUUGAUUUUCACAAAAGGUGACUUGAAGGAAGUUAGUGAAGAGGUUGCUAAGUACAAGGUUGGAGCUCCUGCUCGUGUUGGUUUGGUUGCUCCAAUUGAUGUGGUUGUUCAACCGGGCAACACAGGGCUCGACCCCUCUCAGACCUCUUUUUUCCAGGUGCUCAAUAUCCCAACCAAGAUUAACAAGGGUACUGUUGAAAUCAUUACCCCUGUGGAACUUAUUAAGAAAGGAGACAAGGUUGGAUCUUCUGAAGCUGCAUUGCUAUCCAAGUUAGCCAUUAGGCCCUUUUCAUACGGGCUCGUUGUCCUCUCUGUUUACGAUAAUGGUUCAGUGUUUAGCCCCGAGGUUCUUGACCUUACUGACGAUGACCUUGUUGCGAAGUUUGCUAGUGGUGUGUCAAUGGUUGCUUCACUUUCAUUGGCCAUCUCCUACCCAACACUUGCAGCUGCCCCUCAUAUGUUUGUCAAUGCAUACAAGAAUGUUCUUGCACUGGCUGUUGUUACAGAAUAUUCUUUCCCUGAGGCAGAUAAGGUUAAGGAGUACCUCAAGGACCCAAGUAAAUUUGCCGUAGCUGCAGUUGCUGCACCAGCUGCUGCUGCUUCUGGUGGUGCCCCUGCUGCUGCCAAGGAGGAGGCAAAGAAGGAAGAGCCCGAAGAAGAGUCCGAUGACGACAUUGGAAUGGGUCUGUUUGGUGAUGAUUAGAUCCUUUGAUUUUGCUAUAAGUGGAGUUCUAUUUUGCGUUAUUAGAUUUAAGAUGAAAUUGUCUUUUGUUCAUUCUAAGUGCUACUGCUACUCUAGUUUGUUGUUUUUCCUUUCGUAUUACAUUUUGACUCUAUCAAAACUCCUAGUUAUAAUUUUUUAUGGAUUAGUAACUACUAUGUGUCUUUCAUGGUUUUCAACUU